CUCGUCGUCUCUGCUUGCUUUAAUUAUUUGCUCGAUCUCUGCGCAUGCACAUAGCUAGCAGGUGCUUGCUUUCCGUGUCUGAACAUUCCGGUGAGUGGGUAGCUUGGCUAGUGGUGGUGUGGGAGAGCGAUGGCACAGGGAAGAGGCAGUGGUGAUGUGGUCCUCGCGGUGCUGCUCCUCUGCGUGCUCCUCCACGGCCAGGUCGCGGAGUCGGCGGUGUUCACCGUCGGCGACCGCGGUGGCUGGGCCUUCAACACCAACAGCUGGACCAACGGCAAGCGCUUCAAGGCCGGCGACGUGCUAGUGUUCAAGUACGGCUCGUCGGCGCACAACGUGGUGGCGGUCAACGCGGCCGGGUACAAGGGUUGCACCACGCCGCGCGGCGCCAAGGUGUACAAGUCCGGCAACGACCGCGUCACGCUGGCGCGCGGCACCAACUACUUCAUCUGCAACUUCCCCGGACACUGCCAGUCCGGCAUGAAGAUCGCCGUCACCGCCGCCUGACCCGGCCGACGACGCAUCUCAGCUCAUCUAUCUACCAGCUGAUUAACUCGAGUGCAGUGCCUGCCUAUUAUAUAUUACACUGCUGUUACCAUUACCAUACACAAAGUUUGGUUUAGAGUUGUCCUUGAUCGUCACUAUAUGCAUGCAUGCAGUGUGUGAUUGAUGUGAAUUUUAUAUGGAUGUGAAUAAAAGGCACAAAUACAUGACACGACGGCUGUGGUUAAUUGAUCGUGUAAAGUAACAAUAUUGUGUGAAUUUUUAAGGGAUAAUGAAAACACCGGGACUUUAUUACUCU
Molecule: messenger RNA, 799 nt
Organism: Phragmites australis (common reed)
Lineage: Eukaryota; Viridiplantae; Streptophyta; Magnoliopsida; Poales; Poaceae
Product: basic blue protein-like
Exons: 2
Coding region: 130-504 (124 amino acids)
Cellular component (GO): plasma membrane
Molecular function (GO): electron transfer activity
Source: RefSeq, a predicted model, not a curated record